AUGUCUUUGUGGUCUCUGUUGCGUGCGUUGCCCCACACACGCACAGCCUUCGACCCUUCAGGGUUUGGUUCUGUGCGUACCGCCACAAAACGCGCCGGAGGUACCGUCGCAAACCAUGGAGGUUCUCCAGGAAAGCGGUUAGGCGUCAAGAAGUUCUCGGACGAGUACGUCAUUCCAGGCAACAUUAUUGUCCGUCAGCGCGGCAGAGUAUUCCAUCCUGGCCAGCAUGUUGGGAUUGGCCGUGACCAUACACUGUUUGCUUUGGUGCCAGGAUACGUGCGCUUCUACAGGAAGCCACACGGCUUGCGCGACGAGCGGAAAUACGUUGGAAUUGCUUUGACCAGGGACGAAAGAUUGCCAAGAGAUGAAGCUGCCCUCGGCCGCAGUCGUUAUUUCGGCUUUGUCGACCUCAAUACGUGGAACAAGGAGCCCUCGACACCAGAGUCAGCUUGA
Molecule: messenger RNA, 453 nt
Organism: Sparassis crispa
Lineage: Eukaryota; Fungi; Basidiomycota; Agaricomycetes; Polyporales; Sparassidaceae
Product: 54S ribosomal protein L27, mitochondrial
Exons: 4
Coding region: 1-453 (150 amino acids)
Biological process (GO): translation
Cellular component (GO): mitochondrial large ribosomal subunit; ribosome
Molecular function (GO): structural constituent of ribosome
Source: RefSeq, a predicted model, not a curated record